This is a messenger RNA of Oncorhynchus kisutch (coho salmon), 909 nucleotides long. RefSeq lists its product as uncharacterized. Bases 299 to 739 code for a protein of 146 amino acids. The record is from RefSeq and is a predicted model, not a curated record. The transcript has 4 exons. Lineage: Eukaryota; Metazoa; Chordata; Actinopteri; Salmoniformes; Salmonidae.
GUGUCUCUCUCUACAGUAUAAUUACGAGUUAUUUCUCUGGGAAGCCAUGCAGACAGAACCCUGACAGGAACUACAUCUCAGGUUUUGAUCUGAAACAUCGAGAUGUGGGGUCACAACCAAGGAAACCAGCAUCCCUCUGGCUACAACGUGAACCCAAGCGGGUGCGAACCGCCAGUGCCAGGUGGGGGACACCCUGGCGGGUGCACCAUUGGUACCAUCAUGGCCCCAUUAUGCCCUCCCUACCAGCCCCCCUCCACUUGCUACCCUGUGACACCAUCUUAUCCAGUACAGGGUCCCCAUGGAGGUCAUGGGCAUGGGCACGAUCAUGGGCACGGACCUCAUGGCCAUGAUCAUGGUCACGGGCACGGACAUCAUGGCCAUGAUCAUGGUCACGGGCAUCGUGGAGGUCACGGUCAUGGAGGACACGGAGGGCACGGUCGCGGAGGGCAUGGUCGCGGAGGGCAUGGUCAUGGGCAUGGUCAUGGGCACGGUCAUGGUCAUGGGCACGGUCAUGGUCAUGGGCACGGUCAUGGAUGCAGGCACAGGCACAAGCAUGGGCAUUGGCAUGGGGGUUGUCACAAGAAAGGGAAGCAGAGUCAUGGGAGUUCAAGCAGCUCCUGCAGCAGUGACUCCGACUAGAGCCUGCAGUCAGAGGGACAUGACUUAUCCUCUUAUCAGCCGUAAGAGACCUGGAUCUCUCUCCCCAGUGCUUUACUAUAGCCCCAGAACCAAUCCCUAAUCCCCAUCCCUAAUAUAUGGAUGUUACAAACCCACAUCUCUCCCGCUGAUAUAUCAGAUUUUUUUUAAAGCAUGAUGGUUUCUUUUAUGUAAAAUAAUUAAAGGACACAGAGGGAAACUUAUUUUUUCUUGUUGUAUGCCAAAAUGAUUAAAAAAAUAAUAAUAACCGUC